GGGAGGAUUUAGAAUCCUCAGCCAGGGAGCUCUUAGGCCUCGCUGGACUACAAGCCCCAGGAUUCAACAGAGCAGUCAAAGGGGAAUAAUAGCAGCACUACCAGAGUGUAGAGCAGUAAUGAGACGCUGCCCUAGAGGGAGGAAGAAGCACGGUGGAGAACUGAGAGGCCACCAUACGACUCUAUUGUCCAGACCACAAUACUAGUCACACAUUCCUUUAGCCUUAAGAGAGGGAUGCAACAGAGCCCAUGCAAGACUGGAUGACACCCAUCUUGAUGACAGAAUGGCUCACUUUGAUACAGAGUAUCAGCGGUUGGAAGCCUCAUACAAUGACUCUCCCCCUGGAGAAGAGGAUUUGAUGGUUCACAUUGCUGAGGGCAGCAAAUCUCCCUGGCAUCAUAUUGAGAAUUUGGAUCUCUUUUUCUCUCGUGUUUAUAACCUGCACCAGAAGAAUGGCUUCACCUGUAUGCUCAUUAGUGAGAUCUUUGAGUUAAUGCAGUUCAUUUUUGUUGUGGCCUUCACCACAUUUCUUGUCAGCUGUGUUGACUAUGAUAUUCUCUUUGCCAAUAAACUGGUGAAUCACAGCCAGCAUUCCAGUGAUCCAGUCAAGGUGACCUUGCCUGAUGCCUUCCUGCCUCCCAAUGAAUGCAGUGCUAGGAUUCAGGCCAAUGGCUUUCUGCUCUCCAUCCUGGUGAUUGCGGGGGUCUUCUGGAUCCAUCGGCUGAUCAAAUUCAUCUACAACAUUUGUUGCUAUUGGGAGAUCCAUUCUUUUUACAUCAAUGCGCUCAAGAUUCCUAUGUCCAAUUUGCCCUACUACACAUGGCAGGAGGUACAGGCACGCAUUGUGCAAAUCCAGAAGGAACACCAGAUCUGCAUCCAUAAGAAGGAGCUGACUGAGCUGGACAUCUACCAUCGCAUCCUACGUUUCAAGAACUACAUGGUAGCCAUGGUGAACAAGUCACUACUGCCUGUGCGCUUCCACCUUCCUCUGCUGGGUGACACAGUCUUCUAUACACGUGGCCUCAAGUACAACUUUGAGCUUAUCUUUUUCUGGGGGCCAGGCUCCCUAUUUGAAAAUGAGUGGAGUCUUAAAACAGAGUAUAAGCGAGGCAGCAACCGCUUGGAACUGGCUGAUAAACUAGGCACCCGCAUCCUUUGGAUUGGCAUUGCCAACUUCCUGCUCUGUCCACUUAUCCUCAUUUGGCAGAUCCUCUAUGCUUUCUUCAGCUACACAGAGAUUCUUAAGAGAGAACCAGGCAGCCUGGGGGCUCGUUGUUGGUCCCUUUAUGGCCGUUGCUAUCUGCGACAUUUCAACGAGUUGGACCAUGAGUUACACUCACGGCUCAGCAAAGGCUACAAGCCAGCCUCAAAAUAUAUGAAUUGCUUCAUUUCACCCUUGCUCACUGUUGUAGCCAAGAAUGUGGCCUUCUUUGCUGGCUCCAUCCUCGCUGUCCUCAUUGCUCUCACAAUUUAUGAUGAGGAUGUGCUGGCUGUGGAACAUGUCCUUACUACUGUCACAAUCCUGGGUGUGGCUGUCACAGUCUGCAGAUCCUUCAUCCCAGACCAGCACUUGGUAUUCUGCCCAGAGCAGCUGCUCCGGGUGAUUUUGGCACAUAUCCACUACAUGCCUGACCACUGGCAAGGCAACGCCCAUCGUUAUGAGACCCGAGAUGAAUUUGCCCAGCUCUUCCAAUACAAGGCGGUGUUCAUUUUGGAAGAGCUGCUUAGCCCUAUUGUGACUCCCUUGAUCCUCAUCUUCUGUCUGAGGCCCAAAGCUGUGGAGAUCAUUGAUUUCUUCCGCAACUUCACAGUGGAGGUGGUGGGGGUGGGAGACACCUGCUCCUUCGCCCAGAUGGAUGUACGCCAGCAUGGACACCCUGCAUGGAUGUCAGCUGGGAAGACGGAGGCUUCAAUUUACCAGCAGGCUGAAGAUGGCAAGACAGAGCUGUCCCUUAUGCACUUUGCCAUCACCAACCCACAUUGGCAGCCUCCUCGGGAGAGCACAGCCUUCAUCGGCUUGCUUAAGGAACGUGUGCAUCGUGACAGCAGCCUGGCACUGGCCCAGCAGGCUGUACUCCCUGACAAUACUCUCUUCACUUCCAUCCAGUCACUGCAGUCAGAAUCUGAGCCCCACAGCCUGAUUGCCAAUGUGAUUGCAGGCUCCUCAGCCCUGGGCUACCAGGCAGUCCGUGAUGCCCAGGCCUCAAGGCAUCUCUCUGCUGUAUCUGAGGUGGCAUCUGCCCUGCGUUCUUUCUCUCCUCUUCAAUCUGCUCACACAGCCCAUGGGAGUGCCCAUGCAGAUGGUUCCCAGCUCCGGGGCCCUGGCACAAUGAUUGGCUCUGGGGCUGAUGCGAGGACUGCUAGCUCUGGCAGCAGUGCAUGGGAGGGUCAGCUUCAGAGCCUGAUCCUUUCAGAAUAUGCUUCUACUGAGAUGAGCCUGCAUGCUCUCUACAUGCAUGAGUUACACAAACAGCAUGCCCAGUUGGACCUAGAGCGGCAUCUGUGGCACCGACAGGAGAGUGAUGAAAGUGGUGAGAGUGCCCAAGAGGAGCCAGAGGCUCAGCGGAGCACCCCUGGCAGUAGCAUUCCUCGUUCAGCCAGCUAUCCUUUUGCUUCACCUCGUCAAGCUGGGGAUGAAGCAGCUGCUCUGCAAGCAGGAUUCCAGCGCCGGUAUGGUGGAGUCUCAGAUCCUGGUACAGUGAACAGAGCCCCCUCACACUUUGCUCGGCUGCCACUUGGAGGCUGGGCUGAGGAUGGCCAAACUGCUCGACAUCCAGAGCCUGUCCCAGAGGAGAGUUCAGAAGAUGAAUUGCCACCUCAGAUUCACAAGGUAUAGCGAUGAAGACUAAAGAUCCAAUGAGGAUUCAAAAUUCUGGGCCUGCCUCUGAUUACCUGAGUUUACCCUGCCCUACAAGGUAUGGGUUGGCUCAGGUGUCCAUGUCCUGGGCGUCAGUAACAGAAGGAGGAAGGUGUGAGGUCAGCAGUGCCUUUGUGGUAGGCAGAACUCUAUCCAGAUGUGCAUCAUGCCAGUGGCAUGCAAGCUGAGCAUAGGCUGGAUGCGUGUGUGAUUACAUAUAUUUGUCCGUGUCUGCAUAUGUGUCGUCCAUAUUGGAGAAUCAUCUGAGACCCACACAGAAUGCCACAGAGCACGCAGGAGAGCAGAGAGGUUGGUGGAUGCUCACCCUGCCUGAAAAGUUCCAGAGUGGGAGGAGAACCUGCUGUAUGGACCCUCAUAAGAGGCAGGAAAAGCUGUCUCACUCUCCAGACUUGCAACAUGAUCAAAGAUGCAAUCAAGAGAUAGAUUUGGACUCAGGAAAAAAAAGGGCUGUGUGAGAUUAUUUUUGUAAGAGGAAUGGGGCAUAGGCUUCCUCCAGUGACAGAGCCUGACUCAAAUGAAGCUUUCUACAGACAAAAAGGAGGUGCGGUGCAUACCUUCUACCAUUCACUCAUGCAUUUCAAAGCCAAGCCAGAAGGAGCAUCCCUAUAGUGCCAUCAUUACUUAGGGCAGAAUCUGCCUUCCUGUGGGCACAGUUGCACUGCACAGGGACACAUUGCUUUCUUGUCCUUGCAGUAUAAAGCACAAUCUGACCAGAUCCUAACCAGAAGGUUACUUGAACCAGUAUUUGAAGUGACAUAAUUUAACAUCCCACUUGCCAAAUAAUGCCAAGUCUGAAAUCCUCCGUCUCCAGGGAGAUGGAUCUGUUCUGUGGAAGCCCCUUUGCUCGUGUUUUGUUCAUCCUGCUAGACUUAAAACAGAAAAGGAGACACUGCACCACAUACUGCAUGUGUGUGCAUGAGAGAUAGAUAGAGGAGGGCAGUGAUUGACUCUCCAUCAUCAUGCUCUUUGAAUAUUUCUCAAAUCCUCAUACACUACAAAUUGGUGCUGCCCACUUGUGAUGCCCUCCUUUUGUACAGGUGCCUUGAUGGUAAGUCUUACAUUUCAAAAUAAAAUCUAUCACUAUAUUACCUAUUAGAGGAGCUUUGGAGUCUUACUGAAAUAGUUGGACUUUCCACCCUGUUCAACAGAGCAUCCUUAAGACCUGGCUUCAGAAGUCUUGCAGAUCCUAGUGCUUUCCCACCUUUAUAAAAGAACACUAUUCUGUCAGCUCCUGCACCACUCCUGCCCCAAUUGCUCUCUGGCCCCAGGAGAGCAGCAGAGAAUCUUGUGGCCUGCACAGUUUACAUUACAGCCUGUCCUUUUGGGGCAGCUAAUAAAAACAUCACAGGAAAGUUGGUCAAAUCCAGCCAAUCAUUGCAUGGGUUAAUGUUAGCCCUCUUUAAGAACCAUAGACCCCCCCCUCCCCCCACAUGUCUCUGUCUAACGUUAAUGUAGUUCUAUCUAGGGCCAAAGUCAGAGCACUUCUGUUGUUUUACAAUGAAUACUGCAACCUCCAUCAGCCACUUGCCAAAACCACUGCUUAGUGUGGGAAAAGAGGUUUGCUGUCACAAAUAAAACAUGCAUUCUUACUGUCUAUGGGUAUGAGUUAGGUUGUGCAGAGAUCCCCAUUACUAUAGGCUGCCCAUUGUUUUAGGAGCCCAGUAUCCUGAAAUUAUUUUCCCUUGUCCUUUAAGAAAAAUAUUAUAUGUCCCCAGCAGCCAAAGUACUGAUUUCAACUAGUGGCUUACCAUUGUUUGACAAGGAGAUUCCAUUGCAAGGACCAGUGCUAUCUCUUUCCCCCACUAGCUUCACAAAGGGGACAUGAUAAUUGUUUUGGGGUCAGCGUUGAAAUGGGAAUUGGUGAGCUGCUGCUUCAAAUAAUUUUCUUUUCAAAAAGUAUAGAACAGGCCUCUCUCCUGUCCAGAGGUAUUAGACUACCUUUCCCCCAUAUCUGCAAGUAUAGGAUGACCAUCAUCACCAGUUAGCAUGGUGGCUACUAGCUGGGGAUGAUAGAAAUUUUCAUCCACUAAUUCUGGAGGGAAGGCUAGUUCAGAAGUAUGGACAAGGCUGGGGUUAGCUGUGUCCAAUACUCCUCAGAUUUUAAGGAUUUCAGUGAAUGGCAUGGUAUUGAUUUGUGUCUUUCCCAUAAUGUCUGAUGGACUAUGGAAAGGGAGACAAGUUGAUAAUUUGUUAUUUUGAACUGUGCCAGCAUGGCAUCAGUUCCAGAGCAUCCAUCCUGGCCCUGCUCCCACCUCAGCAAAAUAUUGGUAGUCUUGGUCUGGCUGUGAAUAAAGAGGAUAUUUUAGCCAAAACACUGGGAUGGAGAGGGAGUGCCUGCAGCCUCAUAUUAAGCUUGUCUUUGCCCCAUCUCCAUGUGCAUGGAACAGCCACCUGCUGCCUCCUGUUUUAUUUAUGGCACAUGAGAGGCUAGGCUGUGAGUGUGUGGAACACUACAAGUGGUUUGUAAAACAGAGCUUAUGCCUGGCAUCCUGUGCAGUGCUGUCUUUCUACUGAAUAAAGAGGGAUGUUUAAAA
Sceloporus undulatus (fence lizard) is the source of this 5412-nucleotide messenger RNA. RefSeq names its product autophagy related 9A (gene ATG9A). The transcript has 16 exons. The coding region runs from base 284 to 2836 and encodes 850 amino acids. The record is from RefSeq and is a predicted model, not a curated record. Lineage: Eukaryota; Metazoa; Chordata; Lepidosauria; Squamata; Phrynosomatidae. Gene Ontology annotation, cellular component: phagophore assembly site; autophagosome. Gene Ontology annotation, biological process: protein localization to phagophore assembly site; autophagy of mitochondrion.